GCCGCUCUUUUGACCGGAGAGCUCUAGAAUCUCUCAACAAUGGCGGAAUCGAUUUUCAGAAAGCUAAGAGAUGGUGGCGAAGAAGGCGAACUCGCACCAGCUCUCACCAUAGAAGAAACUGUAGCUUCCCCUUUUGGACUCGAUGUCUCCGGCUAUCUUCUCACAAAUCUAUCUUCAUCAAUUUUAGCUGGAAAAUCCAAGUCGCAAGGUCUCGUGUUGAUCACAUUCUCGCGGAGCCCUUCGUUUUAUUUGCAAUUGUUGAAGCAAAAAGGAAUCGUUGUCUCUUCAUCUUCUAAAUGGAUUCGUAUUUUGGAUUGUUACACUGAUCCAUUGGGAUGGAUUGAUCAACCUUCAACUAGUGUUAGUGAAGGUUCAAGUUUGAUUAAGUUACACAAGUGUGUGAGCGACUUGAGAAAGCUUUUUUCUACAGUCAUUGAAGCAGGAAGAGAGUUGGUUGGAGACGGGAAGACAUGUUUCUGUGUUGCCAUUGAUUCGGUGAAUGAGCUGCUAAGACAUUCAUCGAUGCCAUUAGUUUCUGGUCUUUUAACAGAUCUUCGAAGCCACGCGCAAAUUUCCAGUGUCUUUUGGUCAUUGAACACUGACCUUCACCAAGAAAAGGUCACAAAUGCGCUUGAAUAUAUAUCCACAAUGAAAGCCAACUUAGAACCUUUGUGUCCAUGUUCAGAUGGGCAAAGGAAUGCUUUAGAAAACCUCUUUUUGGUUCAUCAGGAUUUCGGUAAAGGACGGUUUCAUGUCCGGUUUAAGCUUAGAAAGGGACGUGUUAGAGUAAUGUCUGAAGAAUAUCAUAUUGAUCAAUCGGGAAUAGUCUUUUCACCCAUUUUGUCAACGGAUACUGUUAUUGCAACUACUAAAAGCCUUUUGCCUAAGGCAAGUUAUCUAGUUCUGCUUUUUUAUUUCCUGGUUCAAUUCAAUCUAACGUUGUCUGAGAAAGAACGCGUCGAGAAAGAAAAAGUUGUGCUUCCUUUUGAGCACCAAGAUGAUGGAAAAUCGAACGAGAUCUAUGAUGGCCGGAGAUCUCUUGUGGAUGGCACGAUUGAGACAACACCAUUGUCUUCAAUGGAGUUGCACACCGAUGUAGUUUCAUCGGGUAAGGGUGGUGAGAUUAUAUAUUUCAGAGAUUCAGACGAUGAGCAUCCUGAUUCUGAUGAAGAUCCUGAUGAUGAUUUGGACAUUUAAGGUUCUUAAUUUACACUUGUAAGACCAGAGAAUAGCUCCAGUUUGUGUUUUGGCAAUUGUUGGGAUCUUAGUUAGAUUUAUCCAACUUUGUACGCUAAAUAGAAGAUUUGUUGGUUA
Molecule: messenger RNA, 1314 nt
Organism: Arabidopsis arenosa
Lineage: Eukaryota; Viridiplantae; Streptophyta; Magnoliopsida; Brassicales; Brassicaceae
Source: the annotation of a GenBank genome assembly